Messenger RNA from Carassius auratus (goldfish), 818 nucleotides. RefSeq lists its product as uncharacterized. The annotation marks the transcript as partial. The transcript has 3 exons. The record is from RefSeq and is a predicted model, not a curated record. NCBI's taxonomy places the organism in Eukaryota, Metazoa, Chordata, Actinopteri, Cypriniformes, Cyprinidae.
AUGACGGGACACGGUGGUCCUCUCCUUCCAGACUCGGCUGUCCGCGGUCAUGGAGACAGUCCUCAAGACCACUAUGUACGAAAUCACCCGGCUGGUGGAGGACAGCUUCUUGGAGCAGAUGGAUCGAGGCAAGCGGGAGGCGGAGGCGUUCAACGGAGGCUGAUAUUGUCGGAGGCCAAACUGAGAGAACGGGAGAGGUUUAAGAGGCUGGAGGUGCAGUCCCAAGGAAGCACAAAUCAUGAAAAGCCUUCAGCAGCUCCAGAAACUAAACAAAAUGUCGAUCAAGUGUGUGAACCUAAACCUGGAGGAGAAGUGAAAGAGGAAGCAACAGAGGCUAGAAACCCGCAAGCUUGUCAAGUGAUACAUCCUCAAAUACACAAACAAAAAGAUCCUCCGGGCAGUGUUGAAGAGACCAAUGGACUCCGAAUGACAGAUUCUGACCACAAACCAGGUGGCAGAUCUGGCACAGAUAUACCUGUGGAUGAAGCCAGACACCGAAACCUCAAAAAAUGGUUUGAUCCUAAAAAAGACCCUUUAGCAUGGUCACCUGUUUCACAGCCAGAACCAGCCAGGACCUCAGUAUCUUCAGAGUCUCCAGGUUUGAGACCGCAAAUAGGCAGCAUUGACUCAGGGCCUGUUAAAGAGGAAGUUGUAGUGAUGCUUCCACCAGACUGGGAAGAUAUAGAAAGGAUCAGGCCUCAGGUGGUUUCUGCUCAAACCAGUGCUAAGAAAGCACAAUUAGAUCUUCAGCCUGGAGAUCCUCUAAUCACUGGCCUCAAAGACAGGAGCGGGUUUCCUAUCCUGCGCCUCCCGUCAAG